CUAUCGGCAGUGUCGCACCAGCAGCAGCUACAGCAACAACAAAAACGACUACGGCGGCGACACGGUACCACCAACUCACCGUUCUCGUCCAAAGACCAUCGAAAUAUCAAAGACAAUCUCGAUCGCGAUUUUCCCGCUCACCGUUACGACGACUUUUGCGCGUCGACGCCACACGAAAUUACAACCGAAUCUUAUCCAUUUCGUCGAUACCUAUUCAAUUUGUUUCGAUAAAAUUUCACUUGAAUCUGCAACGGUCGCGUGAACGACAAUAAUACUAUAACUAUAGAUACGCGUUUAUAAAUUGUUGCGUCGGGCGCUUUCGACCGGAUUUUAUUAGCCGCAGCGUCACCGUCAGCAGCCGAUCACAGACCUCUCCGCUCGUCUUGCCGAUACGUACGCCACAUACCGGCAGAGAGCGCGGUUCGCCCAGUCCAACGACGACUACGACCACCACCUCCACCAUAGCCGCCGACCGACCGACGAGAUAAACGUCCAUCGAUAUCGUUUUUUUUUAACAAAAUAAUAAUAAUAAUAUAAUAUAAUAUUAUUUAUUUAUUGUAUACACCUACCUAUAUAUUAUUACUAUCUGUUUCGUACAUCGAAAUAUCGUAAUCAUAUCGUACACACACACAGGCGCGCCCGUACACCCGCACACACCGCACACCGAUAUUAGCGCACGCGCACGCACACACCCGCGAAACCGGUAUGUCAGCUGUGGCGGCGGCGGCGGCGUCGGCGGCGGCGACCGCGACGGACGACCCGGACGGAUACGAAGCCGGCAGUCAGGAGGACGACAUGGGAGCCGCCGAACGGGAUUUGGCCGAGGACGCGCGCUGGAAGCUUAUCCAGCAGAACACGUUCACACGAUGGGCCAACGAGCACUUGAAGACGGCCGGCAAGGCCAUCGGCAACCUGGAAACGGAUCUAGGAGACGGGCUCCGGUUGAUCGCUCUUAUCGAAGUGCUCAGCGGCAAGCGGCUGCCCAAGCACAACAAGCGGCCCACGUUCCGGUCGCAGAAGCUGGAGAACGUGUCCGUGGCGCUCAAAUUCCUGGACGACGAGAACAUAAAACUGGUCAAUAUCGAUUCUUCCGAUAUUGUUGAUUGUAAAUUGAAAUUGAUUUUGGGAUUAAUAUGGACGUUGAUUUUACAUUAUUCUAUAUCGAUGCCAAUGUGGGAUGGCGAAUUUGGUGGCGAGCAAGUACCAAACGAAAAAGGAGCAACACCGAAACAAAGAUUGCUGAACUGGAUCCAGAGUAAGGUUCCCGAUAUACCGAUUUCGAAUUUCACUACAGACUGGAACGACGGAAAGGCCGUCGGCGCUUUGGUCGAUGCCGUGGCUCCGGGCUUAUGUCCGGAUUGGCAGGACUGGAAAUCUAACAACGCACUUAAAAAUGCAUCGGAAGCCAUGGGCUUGGCUGACGAUUGGCUUAACAUCAAACAACUCAUCAAACCCGAAGAAUUGGUCAGUCCCAACAUGGACGAACAAUCCAUGAUGACCUAUUUGUCUCAGUACCCGAACGCAAAGUUGAAACAAGGAGCACCGAUUAGAUCGAAAACCAACCCGAGCCGCGUUCGCGUUUAUGGUCCCGGAAUCGAACCCUCUGGACCAGCCGUGGGAGCCAAAACGAAUUUCACGGUUGAAACGUUUUCCGCCGGCAAAGGCACAGUCAAUGUGUCUGUGGAAAACCCCAAAGGAAAAGCUGAACCGGUUGAUUUGGUUUUCAACAACGACCGAAGUCAAACUUAUACGGCCACGUACAAACCGGUCGUCGAAGGACCGCAUAAAGUGCACGUGAACUUCUCAGGGGUACCGACUCCGAAAUCUCCGUAUCACGUUAACGUGGAUGCGUCGGCUGGCGACCCAAACAAAGUAAAUGUCUUCGGGCCAGGUAUACAGCCCGAAGGUGUGUUCACGAACCGACCAACUUAUUUCGAAAUCCAUACGAAAGAUGCCGGAAAAGGUGUUCCUGAGGUGAUAAUUCUCGAUCCUGCUGGCCGAGAGAACACAAUACCGGUGAAACUCAAGAAAGAACCUAACGGAGUGUAUAUAUGCGAUUACACGCCGGUCGUCCAGGGAGUGCACUCUGUCAAUGUUUUCUUCGCAAAUCAACCUGUGCCGUUGAGCCCAUUUGCUGUCGGCAUAUCGAAUGCAUCUGACGCUAAACGCGUAAGAGCCUUUGGACGAGGUAUACAACCACACGGCCUUAGAGUCCAAGAUGAAGCAAAGUUCAAAAUUGUCACCGAGGGAGCAGGCGAAGGCGUUCCAGAUGUGAACGUAAUCGGACCGGGUGGAGUCAAAGAACCCGUAAACAUGAAAAAACUCGACGCACACACGUAUGAAGCAACGUACUAUCCCAGGAAAGUCGGUCGACACGUGGUGAUGGUGACGUUUGGAGGGGUGGAAAUCCCUAAAGCACCGUUCGAAGUGCACGUCAACCCAUUCAAGGAGACUUUGAUUCGUGCUUACGGACCUGGACUUACCGGAGGUGUAGUUUCGCAUCCAGCGAUGUUCACUGUUGAAACUAACGGAGAAACCGGUUCGCUAGGAUUCAGUAUCGAAGGGCCGUCAAAGGCGAAAAUCGAUUGCCAAGACAACGGCGACGGAUCGGCGGACGUCAGGUACUAUCCGAUGGCGCCAGGAGAGUAUGCUGUGCAUAUAUUAUGCGAUAACGAGGACAUACCUAAGUCACCCUACAUGGCCAACGUUGUGCCCAGUUCGGAUUUCUAUCCCGACAAGGUGAACUGUUACGGCAGUGGACUGCAACCGAAUGGCGUCAUACAAGGAAAACCGGCUGAAUUCGUGGUGGACACGAAAAAGGCCGGAGUAGCUCCACUUGACGUAAAGGUCAUCGAUUCGGGUGGCAACUUUGUAGAACCCAUGUUGAAAGACAACAAAGACGGUACAUUUUCUUGCAAGUACGUCCCGAAGUCGAUAGGCAAACACACGUUACAGGUCAGUUACGGAGGCGUCGCUGUACCAAAAAGUCCGUUCCGCGUGUUCGUGUCACAGCCGUUGAACGCCAACAAAGUACAAAUAUUUGGACCCGGUAUCGAAUCCGGCGUCAAGACCAACAAACCCAAUCAUUUCACCAUCGAUUGUUCCGAUGCCGGAAUCGGCGAGCUGAACGUGAAUCUGGUAAACGAUAAAGGAGUCAACGUGCCAUUGCAGGUCAACGAUAACGAAGACGGUUCGUUCCUCAUUGACUACGUCCCGACCAACUCGGGCGUUCACAAUUUGAAUUGCACUUACGGUGGAGUCAAGGUGCCUGAUUGCCCGAUCAAAAUCAACGUACAGUCUCCGGUGGACUUGUCCAAAGUCAAAGUGGAUGGUCUCGAAACGCUGGCUCCGGUCAACAGUCUGCAGCAGUUCCGGGUGAUGACGCGGGAAGCCGGUAGGGCGGAAUUCGCGGUGGUGAUCACAGGCCCGUCCGGUGGUUCGGUGACGGCGCACGUGGUGCCCGUCGCCGAUGGUUACGUAGUGAACUUCACGCCAACCGAGGUGGGCGAGUACCGACUGAGCGUGACUCUGGGUGGCGAACAGGCGGGACGGCCGUACCGUAUGACGUGCACGCGGGCCAGCGACCCGGGCAAGGUGACGGCCCAUGGGCCGGGCCUGGCUGGUGGCCCGGUCAACCGGCCUGCUGAGUUCACCAUCGACACGAAACGCGCUGGCCAGGGUGGCCUGGGCGUGACGGUCGAGGGCCCGUGCGAGGCGGCCAUCAAUUGUCGAGACAACGGGGACGGCACGUGCUCGGUGGCAUACAUGCCCGUCGAGGCCGGUCACUACGUCGUCAACAUCACAUUCGAUGACCACCCGAUUCCUGGGUCGCCGUUCAACGCGCUGGUCGGUGGUCGGGCGGCCGGCGAUGCGCCGCGGCCGCCCAACAACGUCAAGGCGUCCGGCAACGGUCUGCUGGCCAAUGGUGUUUUAUUGGGAUCACCGACUGACUUCUCCGUGGACUCACGAGCAGUCGCAAAGUACGGCCAAGGGGUCGUUACGUGCACGGUAACUAAUCCAUCUGGCACCAGGACAGAAACGUUCAUAACGCCUCAAAGCGACGGAACAUAUAAAAUCAGUUACACUCCGUUCGAAGCAGGACCACACACCAUCGACAUUUAUUACGAUGGUGUGCCUAUAGUCGGCUCACCGUUUUCUGUGAACGUGAGACGAGGAACUGACGCGAGCAAGUGCAGAGCUUUUGGACCGGGUGUGAGCCAUGGAAUUAUCCACAAAGUUAAUACUUUCACCGUCGAAACAAAAGGAGCUGGCACUGGCAGCUUAGGUUUGGCCAUCGAAGGACCUUCCGAGGCGAAAAUGACGUGCGUUGACAAUCGCGAUGGUUCUUGUACGAUCGAAUACAUGCCUACAGAAUCUGGUGUUUACGAUGUGAGCAUUCAGUUCGCUGAAACACACAUUCCCGGAUCACCGUUUAAGGUCCAAGUCGAUUGUCCUGAUCGUCCUGCAACCACCAAUGACAUCAAGGUGAGUGGGCCAGGCAUCAACCCAAAAUAUAUCAGGGCCAACACGCCCAUCACGUUCAAAGUGGACGCUUCGAAAUCUGCUAAAGGACACGUAGACGUGAAAAUAGGAAACGACAAAGGUGUGUUACAACCGAAACAACCAAUUAUUCGAGACAAUGAAGACGGUACCUAUGAUGUUACUUACACUCCUAAUCCAGAAGGCGCUCUACUUGUGGCCAACGUAUUGUACAACGGACAUCAUGUACCAAAUAGUCCUUUUAAACUCAGAGUUCGGCCUAAGUUCGAAUUGGAUAAAAUCAAGAUCGAAGGCCCCGGCGUAUCCGACUCUCGAGGUAUCAAGGCUUCUGUUCCCACGUAUUUCGUCGUGGACGCUACUGACGCUGGUUCCGGAAAAUUGGACUUGAGAAUUAUGGGACCCGAUGGUUUUCCCAGGCAGGUGGACAUCGAAAAGAAGGACAAUUUAUACAAAAUCAAGUAUACUCCGGAUGACUGCGGUCGGUACACGAUCGAAGCGCUAUAUGAUGGCAAACCAUUACCGCAAUCGCCGAUUCAAGUACAGGCGUACUCCACUGGAAAUGCGGACAAUUGUCGUAUCACGGGGAACGUAGAGAGCCGAAUACUGACGGGUAAAAACCACAGCAUCGUCGUGAACGCCAGGAGCUGCGGUGACGGGAACUUGACGUGCCGGAUAAGACCGGUGGACGGGCAUUUCUUCGUAAACACAGAAGUUGUGCCGAAAAACGAUGGCACUUACGUGGUCAACUAUUCGGUAAAAGAGCCCGGGGACUACACGUUGACGAUGAAGUUCGGCGGUCAGCCAGUCAAAGACGGGUUUUACAAAUUUACGGUCACCGAAGAUACGGUCGGAGUAAAAAGGUUGCCCAGAGACUUUGCCGAGCAACUGCGCUUCGACGAGUACGCGCAACAGACGAUCACCACUACCUCCAAGACCACCUCCACCACCACCGACGAGUAUAGGCCCGUGGCUUUGGACAAGAUACCGGUACCUUCGUGCGGCGGACAUUUGACAGCUGAUAUUGCGAUGCCGAGCGGUAAACGAGACCAACCGUCCGUCGAGGAUAAUCACGAUGGAACAGUCUCACUUAAAUACGAUCCCAAGGAAGAGGGCUUGCAUGAGUUGUUCGUUAAGUACAACGGAGAAAACGUUCAAGGUUCGCCAUUCAAAUUCCACGUCGACUCCAUCACCAGCGGCCACAUCACAGCUUACGGGCCGGGGCUCAUGCACGGCGUCAGCGGAGAACCGUCCGACUUCACCAUAUACACGAAAGGAGCCGGAGCCGGUGGUCUUUCGUUGGCAGUGGAAGGUCCCAGUAAAGCGGAUAUCAGUUGUCACGAUAACAAGGACGGCACAGUGUCUGUCACUUACCUGCCGACAGCACCCGGCGAAUACAGGAUUUCCGUCAAGUUUGAGGACAAGCACAUCAAAGGAAGCCCGUACAAUACAAAAGUCACAGGCGAAGGCCGAAAGAGGAACCAGAUAUCCGUGGGCUCAUGCAGCGAGGUAUCGUUGCCCGGCAAAGUGCUGGACAAGGACUUCCGGCUGUUGAACGCAUCGAUUCAAGCCCCGAGUGGUCUGGAAGAACCUUGCUUCUUGAAACGCCUGGUAAACGGCAACUUGGGUAUUUCAUUCACACCUAGGGAAAUCGGCCAGCACGUGGUGUCUGUAAAAAGAAUGGGCCAGCAUAUCGUCAACUCGCCGUUCAAGAUAACGGUGGGUGAGCGAGAAGUCGGUGAUGCAAAAAAGGUGAAAGUCACCGGCAACGGGUUGAAAGAAGGCAAAACGCACGUGGAGAAUUUGUUCACGGUGGACACUAGGAGCGCCGGUUAUGGUGGAUUAUCGCUUUCUAUUGAAGGCCCCAGCAAAGCAGAGAUCCAGUGUAAGGACAAUGAAGACGGUACAUUGACCAUAUCAUACAGGCCCACGGAACCGGGAUACUAUAUCGUGAAUCUGAAGUUCGCCGACCAUCAUGUCGACGGUUCGCCGUUCACCGUUAAAGUCACCGGCGAAGGAAGCAACUGUCAGCGUGAGAAGAUCGAACGAAGGCGGGAAGCCGUACCUCUCACGGAGGUGGGUAGCAACUGCAAACUCACGUUCAAGAUGCCAGGUGUGUUGCCAUAUGAUUUGUCGUCGACGGUGACAUCGCCAUGUGGCAUCACGGAAGACGCCGAAAUCAACGAAAUCGAAGACGGCCUCUACGCUGUACACUUUGUCCCGAAGGAAUUGGGCGUUCACACAGUAUCGGUCCGGUACAAGGAAGUCCACAUACCUGGAUCGCCGUUCCAAUUUACCGUCGGUCCUAUGAGCGAUGGCGGAGCUCACCGCGUACACGCUGGAGGUUCUGGUCUGGAACGUGGAGAACAAGGACAACCAUGCGAGUUUAACGUGUGGACCAGAGAGGCCGGUCCGGGCUCACUAGCCAUAUCGGUCGAAGGUCCUAGCAAGGCGGAAAUCGAUUUCAAAGACCGCAAGGACGGCUCAUGUUAUGUCAGUUACGUCGUAGGCGAACCAGGAGAAUACCGAAUCGGUAUUAAGUUUAACGACCAGCACAUACCGGACUCGCCGUACAAGCUGUUUAUGUCACCAGCAAUGGGUGACGCGCACAAGCUUGAAGUGGCGCAAUUCCCGACGUCUGGAGUCCAAGCCGAUUACCCAGCUCAAUUCAUGGUUCGUAAGAACGGUGCUGUCGGUCAACUGGACGCCAAGGUGGUGUCGCCGUCCGGUGCGGAAGACGACUGUUUCAUCCAAUCAAUCGAUCAAGACAUGUACUCUGUCCGUUUCAUGCCCCGCGAUAAUGGCGUUCACAACAUACACGUCAAGUUCAACGGGGUUCACAUUCCAGGAUCACCGUACCGCCUGAAGGUUGGCAAAGGAGACGCCGACCCUGCUGCCGUGCACGCCACGGGCAGUGGUCUGGGAGACGUCAAGACAGGACACAAGACGGAUUUCAUUGUGGACACUUGCAACGCGGGUGCCGGUACAUUGGCUGUAACCAUUGACGGACCAAGUAAGGUUUCUAUGGACUGUACCGAAGUCGAAGAGGGCUACAAAGUCAGGUACACGCCGCUGGUGCCAGGCGAAUAUUACAUCAGUUUGAAAUACAAUGGAUAUCAUAUUGUUGGUUCACCGUUCAAAGUCACUUGUACUGGUGAGGAUUUGGCUGAGCGCGGGCCACAAGAAACAAGCUCGGUGGUUGUGGAAACCGUACACAAAGUGUCUAAAGCUCACAAGGGAGGGGCUGGUGUUGUUCUGCCGCACUUUAAGUCAAACGCCACACUCGUCACCAGCAAAGGAAUGGGCUUGAAGAAAGCGUAUGUGGGGAAACAAAAUCUGUUCAGCAUAAGCGCUUCUGACGCCGGUAACAAUAUAUUAUUCGUUGGUAUUUACGGACCCAAGGGACCGUGUGAAGAGAUAUUUAUCAAACACAUGAAACAGAACAACUACCAAGUGAGCUAUAUCGUCCGAGAACGUGGCGAAUACAUUCUACUGGUCAAGUGGGGUGAUGAUCACAUACCUGGCUCACCAUUCAAAAUCGAUACCUAAAUCUAAUGAAAAAAAAUAAAAACAUUAAAAAAAAAAUAAUUAAAAUAAAAAAUCCAAUAUUUCGAAGCUAGAAGACAUCGAUUUAAUCAAUCUAGGGUGAACAGGUGGACACAUAUCAUUAUCAUUACCAUAGUCAAAAAAAAAUAAGAAGAAACGUGCAACAGGUGUCCAUCUGUCAGGAUAAAAAUACGGCUCUACCAGAUUUAUGCUGUAAUUAUUUAUUAUUUCUCGCUUCCGACUUUAUAUUAUUGUCAUUUACUAGUAAUACCUACUAAAAAAGAAAAAAAAACAGUUUCAUUUUUAGCUAAUAAUUAUUUACGUUUAUUCGAAUUUUGAAUCUUACAUUAUUUAUUUUAUAUACUACUCAUCGUGACUAUAUAUUACAUACAUUUUAUAAUGUUCGUUAGUCAGAAUAUUAAUCAUUUAAUUAAUUUAUAUUAUAUUAUUAUUAUUAUUAUUAUUAUUAAACAUGAAAUAAGUUAGUGUUCAACGAAACGUUCCGUAAAAUGUAAUAAUGAUUUGCCUGAAACAUAAUUAUCUAAUAUUAUAUAUAUCUACUUCGAAAUAGUCAAUAGCGUCCGUCGUCUAACUAAUUAUUAAACAACGUUCAGCGUGGUAUAAGGUAUACUUAACUUAUGGCUAACCACUUCAUAUCUUCGUUAUUUGUACUGAUUCAAUAUGAUUUUAUACAAUAUACAUUAAUAUUAUAUCUAAAUAUAUUUAUACAAAAUGGGAUGCCUGUAAAUAAAGAUUCUAUAUCAUUACGUUA
Messenger RNA from Metopolophium dirhodum (rose-grain aphid), 8815 nucleotides. RefSeq names its product filamin-A (gene cher). Gene Ontology annotation, biological process: actin cytoskeleton organization. The transcript is spliced from 40 exons. Gene Ontology annotation, molecular function: actin filament binding. Lineage: Eukaryota; Metazoa; Arthropoda; Insecta; Hemiptera; Aphididae. The record is from RefSeq and is a predicted model, not a curated record. Bases 706 to 8046 code for a protein of 2446 amino acids.